UCUCGAUAUUAUCUGCCCUCGUCUCGUCUUCUUCCCCAAAUUUUUUCAUCGUAAAUCCAAUUUUUUCUAUCCUUUUUUUUUUACUGGAAAUUUUCAGUUAAUCUUGCAAUUGAUCUGUGGAUUCAUCCUUUUCUCGUUUCCCUCUAUCUAUUGAUCCCAAUUUUGAUCUAUUUCGUUCGCCAGAAAAAUUCUAGGGUUAGGGUUGUUCAUCUCCUCUCUAGUUGUUUAAUAUCUUGAUCCAUCGUUUUAUUUCGCUAUUUACAUCUAUUAUCAUAAAUAUUCCUAUUAAAUUUUAUGUCAAUUUGGUGUUUUUCGUCCCCGAUUAGGAUUUAGGGCUCAUAUUUUCCGAUCUAUCUCAGGGCGUUCUAGAUCUGUAAAUUAUUAGAGGGCUUUUUCUUGAUUUGUAUAGAUUUGGUCAAUUCUUAUCCAUUCCACACUUGAUUUGUUUAAAUUUUAUGGUAGACCGGAGUCUAGGGUUAGGGCUUUUUCUGAUUUGGGGAUUUUCGAAUUUUUCCAGCUUAAGCUUCUAAACCCCUAAAGUUCUAUUGGCUUUCCCUGUUUUAUCGCAUUCCAUCCUUUGUGGUGUUAGCCUGAAACCUUGUCCGAGCUUUUCCCCUUCAGAGAGGUAAUUAACACGUUGAAAAUGGGAUUCAAGCGCCCUUUUGAAGAUGAGAAAUAUCAUGAGCUCCCACUCAAACAUUCAAGACAGCUUGGCUAUACCGAUAAGUCGACUCAGUUUGAAGAAUUUAGUCCUCGCCAUGCUCUUUUUCAGAAACCUGUUGCCACGGUGAAUGAAGGAAAUCUGUGUAAGUCACAGGGCGGUGAAUCAUCUGAUGGUGAUAUGUUUGAAGAGUCCAAUUUUGUUUACCCCAGUCAUGACAUGGAUGAUACUUUUACAUGGGUUACAAACGGUUGUGGUGGAAGAGAUGCAACACACUCUCCCCAUUCUGGAAAGUUUUUCGAGCUGGAUGUACCUCCAAGAGUGUUUGCUCCUGUUGAGAAUUUCUAUUCUUUCCUCUUGGACCAACCUGCCAGAAAGCAAGUGCCCAUAGGACCAGGUUUUCAAGCCGAAAUUCCUGAAUGGGAAGGUAGGCAGACUGGGUGUAUAGAACCCACAGGCACGACGGUUCAAAGUCACAAUAUUGAAUGUGCUUAUGGUGAGAAGUUUUUUGGUACGUGUGUUGUUCCCAUGCCUGCUUUGAAUACAUUUGCACAUAUGGAUGACAUAGUAGGGAAGGGUAGAAAGUUCUGUAUCUGCCGGGACAGGGGUUCUGUCAGGUGUGUGGGCCAGCACAUCCAAGAAGCUAGAGAAGAAUUAGUCAAGGCAUUUGGAAGUGAGAGAUUUAAAGACCUGGGCUUAUGUGAUAUGGGGGAAGCAGUUGCAUGGAACUGGAGUGAUGAAGAUGCACAACUUUUUCAUGAGGUUGUUUAUUCCAAUCCUGUUAUAUCGGGUCGGAACUUUUGGAAACACUUGGAAGCUGCAUUUUGUUCCCGAACUCAGAAGGAGAUUGUUAGCUUCUACUUUAAUGUUUUUAUCCUCAGAAGAAGAGCCAUACAGAACAGAACUUAUAUAUUGGAUAUUGAUAGUGAUGAUGAUGAAUGGCAUGGAUGUUAUGGUGGCUCUUCGGGUGCUCGAAAUGCUGAAGAAGAUGAAGAAUACUCUGCUAUUGAGUCUCCUCUUCAUCAAGGGACUGAGAAAGUGUAUCCACUUCAUCAUGAAGAGGGUGAAGAAAAUUCCAGUAAUAGCUGCAAUGAUGAAGAUGAUGAUGACUAUGUUGAUACUAGAGAGAGUGGCACUGGACUGUAUGAUGAGCAGAAGAUGAAUUCAACAGUCGAAUAUAUGGAUAGAGUUUCUGGGAACAAUGGGGAGAGACUGAACGUGGAAGAUGACUCGUGCACUUCCUUUGAACUUGCACAUGAUGCAGUCAACUGCGCAAAGAACGAUGAGACUGUUACUGGAGAGGAUCAGAAGAAGGUGGAGAGUAUUGAUGAUCCCAUGGGCACUAAAGUUGGGAAUGUAAUGAAGUGCACAAAUGUGUCAACAAAUGGCAGAAACCUUGAACCAACCCAAAGCAUCAUGGAAGAGAUAUUUGGUCAUGGAUCCUGGGCAAGAAACAAGUGAAGAAGCAACAUCAUUCUCAACAACUUGCCAGAAUCAUGGGAGAGAUAUUCGGGUUUUAUGGGGUCCUCCUACAAAAAAUUGUUCCUAUUUAAAAGUAGAGAGAACGGGGAGAGAGAGAGAGAGAGAGACUUUUAGACUAAGAAUUUUUCAGCCUUUGUUUUCUCAUGUGGAAUCUUGUGAAUGGGCUGGUGUUUCUACUUUUCUUGGGUCCCUCUUGCUCAAAAUCCUUACUUAGAAUGUCAGAAUCUCUCUGAUUUGCAGAAAAGAUUUUCUCUUCAUCGAUCUUUAAAUUUUGUUCA
This is a messenger RNA of Capsella rubella, 2421 nucleotides long. RefSeq lists its product as uncharacterized. The record is from RefSeq and is a predicted model, not a curated record. NCBI's taxonomy places the organism in Eukaryota, Viridiplantae, Streptophyta, Magnoliopsida, Brassicales, Brassicaceae. Bases 644 to 2122 code for a protein of 492 amino acids. The transcript has 3 exons.